Messenger RNA from Xyrauchen texanus (razorback sucker), 3131 nucleotides. RefSeq names its product janus kinase and microtubule-interacting protein 3-like. Gene Ontology annotation, molecular function: kinase binding; microtubule binding. The record is from RefSeq and is a predicted model, not a curated record. NCBI's taxonomy places the organism in Eukaryota, Metazoa, Chordata, Actinopteri, Cypriniformes, Catostomidae. The transcript is spliced from 23 exons. Bases 238 to 2553 code for a protein of 771 amino acids.
GGGCAUGACAACAUGCAUCACUUGUCGUUUCAGAGCAUGUGCUACGACUCAUACGGAAUGAUGGAGGACCAACAGCUUCCCGGAUAAAACCUGCAGACUAAAAGAACAUCACAUCUCAAAUCAUGCAUUUAAGGUGGGUGGAAGGAUGUAGCUGAGGAACAAACGGACCAGAAUCUUGACCAAUCACAAACUAGGGUCAUCCCUGAAAGGGGCGUGGCCUUUGGACUACUGACCAACAUGUCCAAGAAAGCACCCACUGGGCGGCGUAAAGGGGAGCGGCUUGAAGCCAUGGCAGCCUUGCAAGUAGCCAAUGAGGAGCUGAGGGCCAAACUCACAGAAAUCCAAAUUGAACUGCAGCAGGAGAAGAGCAAGGUUAGCAAGCUAGAGAGGGAGAAGUCUCACGAGGUUCGUCAUGAGCAGAACAAGUCAACAGUUGUGGUGACAGAGUUAAAGGCCAAAAUGCACGAAGAGAAGCUUCGGGAGUUGCACAGUGUCCGGGAGACGCUCCUACGCCAGCAUGAGUCAGAACUGGUGCGGGUCAUUAAAGUUAAAGAUGGAGAGAUCCAGAGACUCCAGGCGCUUGUUGGUGCCCUCAGAGAUGGAUCCACCGACAAGGUAAAGUCCGCACUAAUGGCAGAGGUGCGAGAGGAGGCCAGGAGGAGUUUCGAAGGGGAGCGCUUGCGGCUACUGCAGGAGAUCACCGAGCUGAAGGGGGUGAAAAGGCACAUGGAGGAGGCGUUAAGUGUGGCUGUUCAAGCCGGCAAGAUCAAAGCCUCUGAGAUCUGCAGCGUUUACCAUCUUCACCAGGAGGAAAUCAACCGCAUCAAGAGAGAGUGCGAAAGAGAGAUCCGCAGAUUGGUGCAGCAGUUGGAUGAGAAGGACGCCCGACGUUUCCAGCUGAAAAUCGCAGAACUGAGCGCUAUUAUCCGCAAACUAGAAGACCGCAACGCACUGCUGUCAGAGGAACGCAAUGAACUGUUAAAGCGUCUCCGUGAAUCUGAGAGCCAAUAUAAACCAGUGCUGGAUAAGAACAAACGUCUGAGUCGCAAGAACGAGGAAAUGGCUCAAGCAUUGAGACUCAUGGGAAACAAACUGCAGUUUAUCACUCAUGAGAACAUCGAAAUGAGAGAGAGAGUCAGGAUGAGACGGAGGCCCAGCUCUCUAAACGAUCUGGAUCGGAGUCAAGAGGAGAGAGAGAUUGAGUUUCUACGACUACAAGUGCUGGAACAACAGAACAUAAUCGACGAUUUGUCCAAGGCUCUGGAAACAGCUGGAUAUGUAAAGAAUGUGAUUGAGAGAGACAUGCUGUUAAGAUACAGGAGGCAGGACAGUCUGCGCAGGAAGAAGCCCUUCAGAACAUGUAGGCCGGUAGUAGAGACGUUUUUUGGCUAUGAUGAGGAAGGCUCUAUAGACUCAGAUGGCUCGUCUAUUUCUUACCACACAGACAGAACGCCAUGCACACCAGAUGAUGACCUUGAAGAGGGAAUGCUUAAAGAGGAGACAGAACUUCGUUUCUGUCAGCUGACGAUGGAGUAUCAGGCUCUUCAGCGAGCAUAUGCCCUCCUACAGGAACAGGUCGGGGGAACAUUUGAUGCAGAGAAAGAGGUCAAGACUCGAGAACAGCUGCAGGCCGAACUGAUCCAAUAUCAGACCAGAGUAUCAGAUCUAGAGUGUGUACUGAGUCAACAGGGACAGGAUAUGAAAUGGAUUGAGGAGAAACAAGCUUUGUACAAACGCAACCAGGAGCUUGUAGAAAAGCUUAAAAACAUGGAGACAGAGGAAUCACGAUUGAAAAAUGAAAUUCAGGAUGCAAAAGACCAAAAUGAACUCUUGGAGUUCAGAAUUCUUGAACUGGAAGAAAGAGAGAGAAGAUCUCCAACCAUAAACUUCCAGAACAUUCAUUUUGCAGCGGGCAUGAGUGCCCUACAGAUCUACUGUGAGGCAGAGGGCGUUACUGACAUUGUGAUUAUAGAACUGAUGAAGAAACUUGACAUUUUGGGGGAUAACGCCGUAAGUAAUCUCACUAAUGAGGAGCAAGUGGUGGUUAUUCAUGCCAGAACGGUAUUAACCUUAGCAGAAAAGUGGUUAGAGGACAUCGAGGUCACCAAAUCUGGAUUACAACAAAAAAUGUUUGACAUUGAAAGUGAAAAGGAGCACUUUAGCAAACAGAAAGGAUAUUUAGAUGAGGAAUUAGACUACAGGAAACAGUCUUUGGAUCAGGCACAUAAGCGUAUCCUUGAGUUAGAGGCAAUGCUGUUUGAUGCUCUGCAACGAGAAGAGACUGGUGGCAAGGUAUCUGAGCUCCUGACCGAACAGGACCGUGAUUCGCUUAGAGAAGCUGUCAGUCAGUGGAAGAGGCAGGUCCUCAGUGAAUUACGAGAGAGAGAUGCGCAGAUACUUAGAGAGAGGAUGGAGCUGCUUCAACAUGCUCAAGCGAGAAUAAAAGAGUUGGAAGAAUGGAUAGAGACACAGAAACGACAAAUAAAGGAACUAGAAGAAAAGUUUUUGUUUUUAUUUUUGUUUUUUUCUUUAGCCUUCAUUCUUUGGUCGUAGCUCUUCCGGAGAGCAAAGGGUGAUGCGUGGCUUAGUGAACCCCGGACACAGGCUUCAAGUGUUCUCUAUUCUGUAACAGAGGAGUGGACACACUUCUGCCAUCAGAGGUUCCUGCCAUCAAUUCUGUGCUGAUACAAGACUUUAAACUGUUCACAUCAACAUAAACUGGCCUCUUCAUGAUCUACGUCUAAUGGAAUAUGGUGCUCUCUGUAUCUUCUGGACUCUAACUGUUUUUAACCUCCUGACCUUUUAAACGUUACUUUGUGUGACUUCUUUGCGUGUGGAAUUUAAAGACUCUUAAAUUGAAAUGCUCUCUUUCCCUGCUAAGCAGGUGGUUGCUGGAGGCUGCUUCCCUUUGGAAGCCUGAUGGGAAUGAAAGGUGUUCCGGUAAAACCCUUCAUCCCACUGUUUACACUCACUCUACUUUGGAUCCCGGUGGCACGUCCUGGUGUUGGCGUGGUGGUGCUAGCCCUUUACUGUGCUAAGUUAGAAGUGGAACUGAAAUUUAAACAUGUCUGGUUUUCUAAUGUACAUGAGCAGUAUUUCUAAUAAAUUCUCUGAGGGAGACUGAAAAACUA